AUUGUGCGCAAAAUGAAUGAAUGCAUUGAUUGAGUGAUUGAAUGGCCGACACUUCUAAGGUUAAGGAUAUCUUAGAUACGUUUCGGACGGAAGAUCUGCAGGAAGUGCUGAAGGAGUUCCGAUUGCCGUUCAUUGGCCGCAAAACAGAGCUCUUUCAACGCGUUUUGUCACUCAUUGAUGACAAAACAUACGAUUCAGACGUGUGUCUGAAAGUGAAACAACACAUCCAUCAGAUCAACGAAGAGAGAGAUAUGUCGCCAACGCUCGACACUUACGCCUCGAAAGGCAGGAAGAGGUCCACUCGCUAUGAGUCGGACGACAGCUAUAAUGAGAGCAACGAUGAGGCGUCCGAAGAAGAGGGAGAGUUAGUGGACGACGAAGAGUCGGAUGCAUUCGUGGUGUCGGAUAACUCCGAUUCCAGUGAUUCCGAAGACAUCACGAGUAAGAAGAAGAAGUCUACUAAACGGAAGCGAAACGUGACGAGUGGUAGCAGUGAUGAGUCGUCGGACGCGGACUCAGACAAUGUGUUUCAGAAAUUUAGGAACAAAUCCCGAUCUCAGCGACAGAAGGAAAAAGAGGAGAAGAAAGAGAAGAGAAAGCGUGAAAUGCAAAAGAAGUUGAAGAGAUCGGGAAAGAGUACGCGAUUGCUAUACGAGUCGAGCAGUGAUUCAGACAAUUCAUCGGAAGACUCAUUGAAAAUUAGGUCCAAAACAAAGAAGUCAAAACCGCCGCUCAAGUACUUAAGCGACAGUUCCAGUGAUGCUUCAGUCGCACGCGUCAGCACUACUAACCAUCAAAACACUGUGGAAGAAGACAGCAGUGAUGACGACAUUGAGAUCAUCGCUGAGAUCCCAGCGGAACGGUCGACGAUUAACCACGGUAUGAGUACAUCAGAUACUGAAGGUAGCUCUGCUUCAGACACGUCCGACAAGUCAGACACGGAUCACAAAGCGUACACUUUAUCCGACACAUUGACACAUCUAUCGCGACAAUUGGAAACUCUGGUGAGAAGGGAGGCGACACCUGUUCCUGCCGUCGCCUCACUUCGACCACCCGUCGCGACGGUCACCACAUGUGCUACAAGUGUCUCCUCACGAGUGUCACCAGAGUUACAGACUCAAGAAAUCGAUUCUCAGAAUCUAAAUAACGAUGUGAUACUCGACUCUUCGAGUGACCGCUCCAGUGAUAUUGUGUCAAACAAUAACAGUGUUAGUGUUUCACCGCCUCUAGUGACCAGUUCUUCACCAAAAGUUCCGAAAAGCAAACCUCAAUUGAAAAGCCCAGCCGUUGUGCCCGUCAUUGAUGUGAAACCAACGCCAGUUGUGGCUAAACCAAAGUCACCGGAAGCGCUGGCUGUAGCGCCACCCGAACCACAACAGCCGCGAACUUUUGUUUCAAUAUUGGAAGUGAGAACUCCCGAUGAAGUACCGUAUGCACAGUAUACUGUCAAGAAUGGACAACAAAUUACGAUCGAACCGCCGCCUAGAUUACCUCAUUCUGUCAAAAUUAGAGUUCUUCCCUCCUAUACUACUAUAGAGAGAAUUAAAAGGUUGUUGAACUCCGACAGUGACGACAUCGAGACGUUGGAGCAAACAUUGAAAGUUUCUCUCAUGUGUCCCAUCAAAGGCACAGUUGUGAUAAUACCGAGUCGUUCCAUCAACUGUCAUCACAUCGACUGUUUCGAUAUCAACAACUUUUUCGGAAUAAACUUUAAUAAGAAAAUUGACAACUGGAAGUGUCCCAAAUGCAAACAACCCGCUAAACUGGAACAACUCGUUAUUGAUAGCCAAAUGGACCACAUAUUAAGAAUGACGAGAGCACUCGAUUCGUCGGUAGAAAACAUCACGUUUGACAAACACGCCGUUUGGAUGCCAGAGACCAAACGACCCGAUAAUUUUGUGUCUAAGAGUAGUGACAGUAAAGUCAUAUCUCUGGACACAAGUUUAGACGCCGAGGAGAUCAUAGAUAUCGAUGACGACGAGGAAGUGGCCAACGAUUCCAACUCUAAGACAAACUCACUCUUAAACACAUACGCAUUGAUCGCGUCGGCCAAGAGUUACCAGAAGGACAUCACAAGUUUUGUGCAGACAAACAAACAAAACGAUAAAAGGGCGCCAAAUGCAGAGAAGGAGGCGUCCAUCAAUAAUAUCGUCCAGUUUUUGACCACUGCUGAGCAGGAAGUGAACCGCUCGUCUCGGCCCAUCACCACUCACACGUCUACAACUGUCGGUAAUCGACAGAAUAUUAAUUUAGUUAUUACUAGACCGCCCGGCACUCAAAACACUGCUACUGCUCCGCGCAAUACGCGAGUGACCGUACGGCCGACCAAUGCUGGACACGCAGUCGUUUAUAACAGAGCGCCGACAACUGUUAACGUGACGAACACCACGGCGUCGGCCACAACGUCCACAUCGAGUCCAGCGGCGAGAGGGGACUAUGUUUUCAAGUUUGCCAACGGAUUGGUCAGUGGUAUUCACUGCAAGAUAUGCGCCGUUGAUCUCAACAUUUACAACAAGGAUCCCCAGAAUAUAUUAAAUCAACACGUGAAGGGCGCUCAACACAAACUGAUGGAACAAAGGCGUGGCCAACAGAACGCAACGGCUCACCAAUCAGUGCAUCCAAAUAAUUCACUGAAUAAUAAUAAUAAUUUCCAUAAUCGGCAACCGACUGGUGUGUCGGCACAGCAGCCGCAGCCGCAACAAGUCUAUAACCAACACUAUGCGUUCGGUUCGGGCGCUACCGGUUAUAGUAAUCAAUAUCCGGCCCGAAACCCGUUCGCGCCAAUGGAAACACCGCAACACUACGCGCCCAACAACCAGAUGUACCCGUCGACAGGCUAUAUGAUGCCUAAUGUUGUAUACCAGCAGCCAAUUCCACAACAGCCGGGCCCUCAACCCGUGCCACCGCCCGCACAUUCCGCACCCAUGUACACGUACCAGUGGAAUAAUGGCCAGCAAAGUGGUUAUUAUAACGGUUAUCGGUGAUUACCAUAUAAAUUAAGUGUUGUG
This is a messenger RNA of Medioppia subpectinata, 3008 nucleotides long. The record is from the annotation of a GenBank genome assembly. Lineage: Eukaryota; Metazoa; Arthropoda; Arachnida; Sarcoptiformes; Oppiidae.